UGUGGAGAGAGAAGCAGGAGUGAGGACGCUGGUGCUGGGCUUGUUUUUCACUCAUCAGCUGCUUGUUUUUUAUUUAGAGUUAGCAACAUUGGACACAACACAUUUCAGUGGAGGCGGCGGGAGAGGAGGUGACGGUGACCGGCAGUGAGGCAACAUAAAGAGCUGGAGUCCCACUAAGAAUAGAAGACAGGGCUGCGGAAAGAGACGGCGUGGAAAGGCUCCUUGUUUCCUGAUCUAGCCAACUAAAGAUAUAAUUUCUCCUUAAGCCUCUGAAUGGUUCAAAGAAACUAUUUUCAUUUUAUGGAUAGAAGUUUUUAUCCAUUACAUGAUGAGUCUCACAGAAGAGAGACCACAUCUGUGCUCUGAGUGUGACCGAAGCUUUACAUAUAAAUCACAUCUUAUCAGACAUCAGAGGAGUCACACAGGAGAGAGACCACAUCUGUGUUCUGAGUGUGACAGAAGCUUUACAUAUAAAUCACAUCUUAUCAGACAUCAGAGGAGUCACACAGGAGAGAGACCACAUCUGUGUUCUGAGUGUGACAGAAGCUUUACAUAUAAAUCACAUCUUAUCAGACAUCAGAGGAGUCACACAGGAGAGAAACCAUUUAAAUGUUCUGAAUGCAGCAAGUGUUUUUCCCAUAAGUCACAUCUUGUUACACAUCAGAGGAGUCACACAGGAGAGAAACCAUUUAAAUGUUCUGAAUGCAGCAAGUGUUUUUCCCGGAAGUCAUCUCUUGUUAUACAUCAGAGGAGUCACACAGGAGAGAAACCAUUUACAUGUUCUGAAUGCAGCAAGUGUUUUUCCGGGAAGUCACAUCUUGUUAUGCAUCAGAGGAGUCACACUGGAGAGAAACCACAUCUGUGCUCUGAAUGUGACAGAAGCUUUACAUGUAAAUCACAUCUUGUUACACAUCAGAGGAGUCACACAGGAGAGAAACCACAUCUGUGCUCUGAGUGUGACAGAAGCUUUACAUGUAAAUCACAUCUUAUCAUACAUCAGAGGAGUCACACAGGAGAGAAACCACAUCUGUGCUCUGAGUGUGACAGAAGCUUUACAUGUAAAUCACAUCUUAUCAUGCAUCAGAGGAGUCACACAGGAGAGAGACCUUUUGAAUGUUCUGAAUGCAGCAAGUGUUUUUCCCAGAAGGCACAUCUUGUUAUACAUCAGAGAGUUCACACAGGAGAAAAACCAUUUGAAUGUUCUGAAUGCAGCAAGUGUUUUUCCCUGAAGUCAUAUCUUGUUAUACAUCAGUGGAUUCACAGAGUAGAGAAACCAUUUGAAUGUUCUGAAUGUAGCAAGUGUUUUUCCCAGAAGUUAGAGCUUGUUAUACACCAGAGGAGUCACACAGGAGAAAACCCAAUUAUAUGUCCUGAAUGUAGCAAAUGUUUUACCAGGAAGUCAUAUCUUGUUAUACAUCAGAGGAUUCACACAGGAGAGAAAACAUUUAAAUGUUCUGAAUGCAGCAAGUGUUUUUCCCAUAAGUCACAUCUUGUUACACAUCAGAGGAGUCACACAGGAGAGAAACCAUUUACAUGUUCUGAAUGUAGCAAGUGUUUUUCCCAGAAGUCACAUCUGGUUAUACAUCAGAGGAGUCACACAGGAGAGAAACCAUUUACAUGUUCUGAAUGCAGCAAGUGUUUUUCCCAGAAGUCAUUUCUUAUUAGACAUCAGAGGAGUCACACAGGAGAGAAACCAUUUAUAUGUUCUGAAUGUAGCAAGUGUUUUACUAGAAAGAAAACACUCAGUAAUCACAUGCGGAGUCACUCUGAGGGCCUGAAUGCAGCUUGUGUAUCAUAAGUAAUGUAACUUAUCACAACUAUAUGAAUUCAAUGGAGCCAAUAUUUAUUUAUUUUCUGAAUGUGAUGAGUGUUUUAUAUAAAUCAGUCUUGAUAAAGACAGGAGAGGUCAGACAAGUGGACCUGGAGGUACGUUUCCCCUUGGGAAGGUCUCUGUGUUAGGAACUAGAGCUGCAGUAUAACAAUAGCCAAUGACCGUGGGACUGCAAUUACUGAGCUCUGUAAUAAUAAGAAUUUACUCACCGGUAAUUCUAUUUCUCGUAGUCCGUAGUGGAUGCUGGGGACUCCGAAGGACCAUGGGGAAUAGACGGCUCCGCAGGAGACUGGGCACAUCUAAAGAAAGAUUUAGGACUAUAUCUGGUGUGCACUGGCUCCUCCCCCUAUGACCCUCCUCCAAGCCUCAGUUAGGACACUGUGCCCGGAAGAGCUGACACAAUAAGGAAGGAUUUUGAAUCCCGGGUAAGACUCAUACCAGCCACACCAAUCACACCAUAUAACUCGUGAUAGGAACCCCGUUUAACAGUAUGAUAACAACGGAGCCUCUGAACAGAUGGCUCACGAUAACAACCCGAUUUUUGUAACAAUAACUAUUUACAAGUAUUGCAGACAAUCCGCACUUGGGAUGGGCGCCCAGCAUCCACUACGGACUACGAGAAAUAGAAUUACCGGUGAGUAAAUUCUUAUUUUCUCUGACGUCCUAGUGGAUGCUGGGGACUCCGAAGGACCAUGGGGAUUAUACCAAAGCUCCCAAACGGGCGGGAGAGUACGGAUGACUCUGCAGCACCGAAUGAGAGAACUCCAGGUCCUCCUCAACCAGGGUAUCAAAUGUAUAGAAUUUUGCAAACGUGUUUGCCCCAAGUAGCAGCUCGGCAAAGUUGUAAAGCCGAGACCCCUCGGGCAGCCGCCCAAGAUGAGCCCACCUUCCUUGUGGAAUGGGCUUUUACUGAUUUAGGCUGCGGUAAUCCCACUGCAGAAUGCGCCAGCUGAAUAGUGCUACAAAUCCAGCGCACGAUGGUCUGCUUAGAAGCAGGAGCACCCAGCUUGUUGGGUGCAUACAGGAUAAACAGCGAGUCAGUUUUCCUGACUCCAGCCGUCCUGGAAACAUAUAUUUUCAGGGCCCUGACUACGUCCAGUAACCUGGAAUCCUCCAAGUUCCUAGUAGCCGCAGGCACCACAAUAGGUUGGUUCAAGUGAAAAGCUGAUACCACCUACGGGAGAAACUGAGGAUGAGUCCUCAACUCUGCCCUAUACAUAUGGAAGAUCAGAUAAGGGCUUUUACAAGACAAAGCCACCAAUUCUGACACACGCCUGGCCGAAGCCAGGGCCAACAGCAUGACCACUUUCCACGUGAGAUAUUUCAAAUCUACAGUCUUAAGUGGCUCAAACCAAUGUGAUUUCAGGAACUCCAAAACCACGUUGAGAUCCCAAGGUGCCACCGGGGGCACAAAAGGAGGUUGAAUAUGCAGAGCUCCUUUGACAAAAGUCUGAACUUCAGGCAGUGAAGCCAGUUCUUUCUGGAAGAAAAUCGACAGAGCCAAAAUCUGGACCUUAAUUGACCCCAAUUUGAGGCCCAUCGUCACCCCUGCUUGCAGGAAAUGCAAGAAUCGACCCAGUUGAAAUUCCUCCGUUGGGGCCUUCCUGGCCUCACACCAAGCAACAUAUUUCCGCCAAAUGCGGUGAUAAUGUUUUGCAGUGACAUCCUUCCUGGCCUUGAUCACGGUAGGGAUGACUUCCUCCGGAUUGCCUUUUUCCUUCAGGAUCCGGUGUUCACCCGCCAUGCCGUCAAACGCAGCCGUGGUAAGUCUUGGAGCAGGCAGGGCCCCUGCUGCAGCAGUUCCCGCCAUAGCGGUAGAGGCCAUGGGUCCUCUGAAAUCAUCUCUUGAAGUUCCGGGUACCAAGCUCUUCUUGGCCAAUCCGGAACCACGAGUAUAGUUUUCACUCCUCGCCUUCGUAUUAUUCUCAGUACCUUGGGAAUGAGAGGCAGAGGAGGAAACACAUAAACCGACUGGUACACCCACGGUGUUACUAAAGCGUCCACAGCGAUCGCCUGAGGGUCCCUUGACCAGGCGCAAUAUCUUUUUAGCUUUUUGUUGAGUCGGGACGCCGUCAUGUCCACCUGUGGUCUUUCCCAACGGUUUACCAGCAUUUUGAAGACUUCUGAAUGAAGUCCCCAUUCUCCCGGGUGGAGGUCGUGCCUGCUGAGGAAGUCUGCUUCCCAGUUGUCCACUCCCAGAAUGAACACUGCUGACAGUGCUAACACGUGAUUUUCCGCCCAUCGGAGAAUCCUUGUGGCUUCUGCCAUUGCGCUCCUGCUUCUUGUGCCGCCCUGUCUGUUUACAUGGGCGACUGCCGUGAUGUUGUCUGAUUGGAUCAGUACCGGCUGGUACUGAUGCAGGGGUCUUGCUCGACUUAGGGCAUUGUAAAUGGCCCUUAGCUCCAGAAUAUUUAUGUGAAGUGAAAUCUCCUGAGUUGACCACAGUCCUUGGAAAUUUCUUCCCUGUGUGACUGCACCCCAGCCCCGAAGGCUGGCAUCCGUGGUCACCAGGACCCAGUCCUGUAUUCCGAAUCUGCGGCCCUCUGGUAGAUGAGCCCUCUGCAGCCACCACAGCAGCGACACCCUGGUCCUUGCCGACAGGGUUAUCCGCUGCUGCAUCUGGAGAUGGGACCCGGACCAUUUGUCCAAGAGGUCCCACUGGAAAAUCCUUGCGUGGAACCUUCCGAAUGGAAUUGCUUCGUACGAAGCUACCAUUUUUCCCAGGACUCGUGUGCAUUGAUGUACCGACACCUGUCCUGGUUUGAGGUUUCUGACUAGAGAUGACAACUCCUCGGCUUUUUCCACUGGAAGAAACACUUUUUUCUGGUCUGUGUCCAGAAUCAUUCCCAGGAACAGAAGACGUGUCGUCGGGACCUGCUGUGACUUUGGAAUAUUGAGAAUCCAGCCGUGCUGUUGCAGCACUUCCCGAGAAAGUGCUACCCCCACUACCAACUGUUCCUUGGACCUCGCCUUUAUCAGGAGAUCGUCCAAGUACGAGAUAAUGAAAACUCCCUUCUUGCGAAGGAGCAUCAUCAUUUCGACCAUUACCUUGGUAAAGACCCGCGUUGCCGUGGAUAACCCAAACGGCAGCGUCUGGAACUGAUAGUGACAGUCCUGUACCACAAAUCUGAGGUACUCCUGGUGAGGAGGGUAAAUGCGGACAUGCAGGUACGCAUCCUUGAUGUCCAGGGAGACCAUGUAAUCCCCCUCGUCCAGGCUCGCAAUAACCGCCCUGAGCGAUUCCAUCUUGAACUUGAAACUUUUGAUAUAAGUGUUCAAGGAUUUUAAAUUUAAGAUGGCUCUCACCGAACCGUCCAGUUUCGGUACCACAAACAUUGUGGAAUAGUAACCCUUUCCUUGUUGAAGGAGGGGUACCUUGACAAUCACUUGCUGUGAAUACAGUUUUUGAAUAGCCACCAACACUGCCUCCCUGGCAGAGGGAGUUGCCGGUAAGGCAGAUUUUAGGAAACAGCGGGGGGGGGGGGGGGGGUGGAGACGUCUCGAAUUCCAGCCUGUACCCCUGAGAUACUACUUGAAGGACCCAGAAAUCCACCUGUGAGAGGGCCCACUGUGCGCUGAAAUUUCUGAGACGGGCCCCCACCAUACCCGGGUCCGCCUGAGCAGCCCCAGCGUCAUGCUGUGGACUUACCGGACGCAGGGGAGGACUUCUGCUCUUGGGAACUAGCUGUAUGCUGCAGCUUUUUCCCUCUACCUUUGCCUCUCGGCAGAAAGGAUGAGCCUCUAGCCCUCUUGCUUUUCUGGGGCCGAAAGGACUGCACCUCAUAAUACGGUGCUUUCUUUUGCUGUGGAGUAGCCUGUGGCAAAAAGGUCGAUUUCCCAGCAGUGGCUGUGGAAACGAGGUCUGAAAGACCAUCCCCAAACAGUUCCACUCCCUUAUAGGGCAGAACUUCCAUGUGCCGUUUCGAGUCGGCAUCUCCUGACCAUUGCCGAGUCCAUAAACCCCUUCUGGCGGCAAUGGACAUAGCACUUAUUUUUUAUGCCAGCCGGCAAAUAUCCCUCUGUGCAUCAUGCAUGUAUAAGACGGCAUCUUUUAUAUGCUCUAUCGUCAGCAAAAUAUUGUCCCUAUCCAUAGUAUCAAUAUUAUCUGACAGGGAAUCUGACCACGCAGCUGCAGCACUGCACAUCCAUGCCGAUGCAAUAGCUGGUCUCAAUAUAAUGCCCGUGUGUGUGUAAAUAGCUUUAAGGGUAUUUUCCUGCUUCCUAUCAGCAGGUUCCUUUAGGGUGGCCGUAUCCGGAGACGGUAGUGCCACCUUUUUUGAUAAGCGUGUCAGCGCUUUAUCUACCCUAGGGGGUGUUUCCCAACGUGACCUAUCCUCUGGCGGGAAAGGGUACGCUGCCAACAACCGUUUAGAAAUUAUCAAUUUCUUAUCUGGGGAAGUCCACGCUUCCUCACACACCUCAUUUAAUUCCUCAGAUGCAGGAAAAACUACUGGUAGUUUUUUUCUCACCAAACAUAAUACCCUUUUUUGUGGUACCUGGGGUAUUAUCAGAAAUGUGUAAUACAUUUUUCAUUGCCUCAAUCAUGUAACGGGUGGACCUAUUGGAGGGUACACUAGUCUCAUCGUCGUCGACACUGGAGUCAGUAUCCGUAUCGACAUCUGUAUCUGUCAUCUGAGGUAGCGGGCGUUUUAAAGCCCCUGAUGACACUUGAGACGCUGGAACAGGCACAAGCUGAGUAGCCGGCUGUCCUAUGUCGUCAAACCUUUUGUGUAAGGAGUUGACACUGUCACGUAAUUCCUUCCAUAAGUCCAUCCACACAGGUGUCGAACCCUCCCCCCCCCCCCCCCAGCGCCCUACACCCAUCAGUGACCGGAGUGUGUGGUGUGCAUGAGGAUCAAUGGCGCACAGCUGCAGUGCUGUGCGCUACCUUGGAGAAGACAGAAGUCUUCAGCCGCCGAUUUUCCGGACCACUUCUUGCUUCUGGCUCUGUAAGGGGGACGGCGGCACGGCUCCGGGAACGGACAACGAGGUCGGGUCCUGUGUGCGAACCCUCUGGAUCUAAUGGUGUCCAGUAGCCUAAGAAGCCCAAGCUACCACCAGUUAGGUAGGUUCGCUUCUUCUCCCCUUAGUCCCUUGGUGCAGUGAGCCUGUUGCCAGCAGGUCUCACUGUAAAAUAAAAAACCUAAAUUAUACUUUCUUUCUAGGAGCUCAGGAGAGCCUCCCAGUGUGCAACCAGCUCGGCCGGGCACAGAAAUCU
This is a messenger RNA of Pseudophryne corroboree (corroboree frog), 7049 nucleotides long. Its product is annotated as zinc finger protein 84-like. The record is from RefSeq and is a predicted model, not a curated record. The coding region runs from base 326 to 1798 and encodes 490 amino acids. Gene Ontology annotation, biological process: regulation of gene expression. The transcript is spliced from 2 exons. NCBI's taxonomy places the organism in Eukaryota, Metazoa, Chordata, Amphibia, Anura, Myobatrachidae. Gene Ontology annotation, cellular component: nucleus.